AUGCUCACCACGGCUCCUCGACUGCGCAUCCGCCGUCCUUCUCCCACAACCGCCGAAUACACCGUCACCACGCUACCGCCCCAGACGCUGCCUCUACGUCUCUUAUGGCUCCUCCUCCUCUUCCUGCGCAUCUUCCUCUCCCUCGUCACGCUACUCGUCCUCUAUGCGCGAUGGGUCCAAGAGCGUAGCUCCUUUGGCGCAGUGCCAACAACACCCUUUCCGCCCUCCUCUCUUCCGCCGCUGCUCUCCCUCGACCGCAUGGUAUUGCUCCUCGACGCCUUCCAAGACACCCCCAGCGGCAAACUCCUCGCCCGCAUCGCCGCCUCGGUGACCCUCCCCGUGCUGGUCCCCGUCGCCGCGGCGGUCUUCUACGCGCUCAGCCUGCGGGUCCACAAGGAGGAGAGCCUGCUGGUGCUGCGCGGGCUGGGCGUGCAGACGAGCGAGAGCCCGGCGACGUAUCUGGCCAGCGCGGCGACGCGCUUCAUCCCGACGGAGAAGAUCCAGGACAUACUGGUGAACGAGGCGUUUCGGGGCUUCGAGGUGCGGUAUUACCUCGUCGUGGUGGUGGAGGGAGAGGAGGAUGUCGUGGUGGUGUUUCCGGGCUUGCUGCCCAAGAGGAAGAUUGUCGAGACGGUGUGGAGGGGGCUGAGGGAGUGUUUGUACGAGGGGAGAGGGGAGGAUAGUAGAGUGGUGGCUAGCGAGAAAUGA
This is a messenger RNA of Trichoderma asperellum CBS 433.97, 708 nucleotides long. RefSeq lists its product as uncharacterized. The record is from RefSeq and is a predicted model, not a curated record. Lineage: Eukaryota; Fungi; Ascomycota; Sordariomycetes; Hypocreales; Hypocreaceae. Gene Ontology annotation, cellular component: glycosylphosphatidylinositol-N-acetylglucosaminyltransferase (GPI-GnT) complex. Gene Ontology annotation, biological process: GPI anchor biosynthetic process.